AGUUCAGUGCCAUAUUUGUACAACUAUAGUCUAUAUCGUUCCAUAUAAAUACACUUGAAAACGGGGGCUUUUCGUUUAUUGGCAACUUUCGGUUAAUGUGUCAAACUAUUACUGCGUUUUACCUUUCGGUUCAGGCGGUGAACGCCGGAUGUACUAGUAGCCACUAGAGGCCGCUACAGGGCGCGAAACAGAUGGUGUUGAAGUAAUAGUGAGAGAGUUCGUUUUAUGGGUAGGUUUAGUGGUGGGGUUAGGUGUCAGGCGCAUAUGACGUGGUGCUGUUAGUCAUUCAUUGUAAAUGAGGUAAGCUGAGUGAAGGAGUAACAUGGAGUUUAGUUCAGUUAGUUCUGUUGAAGAAGGUGUCUGGUUUUUGGAUAAAGAAGACAGAGAAGUUACAGAAAUGUUGCGUAAUGAAGCAGUGUUGAAGACAGAAGAGAUUAAAAGCGGGUUUGCCUUUUGGUGCCGUAGUUGUCUGUGUUAGCUACAGCUGUAUUUCGUUUUAUGUAUUUGUAAGUAAGUUUGGAAUUGUUUUGUUUUCCGCAGUUUGUUUUUCUUUCUAUUCAUAUAUAAUAAAGGUAAAGGAUGAGAAAUGUGAAGUGUACCGUCCCGAGCUGCUUCAUAUGAACUGAGCCUUUAACUGAAUAGUGCAUCGUAUGCUAAUGUUCCUGCUGGCCCUGAACGCUGAAGAGAAAUAUAUUUGUAUGUGUGUGUGUGUGUACUAUGCAAUGCUGUAAUUAAACUGUAGUAAUUAGUGCUUUUCUGUUUUUUCUUUUCCAGAAGCGAUCACAUGUUGAAGACUCCCUACAUAGCUUAUGUUGAACUUGUUUCAUGAGAACACAUUUUUUUCUUCUUUCAUAGGUGAUCGAGUAACUUCUCCUAGCUGUGAUGUUGCUGAAACACAACACCGCUGCAAUGGUUUGGGCGCUUGCGUUUUGCGCUUUGCUAGUGUUUGCUCUUGAAGGUAAAGCACAGAAUACCACAGAACAGUGGGCACGAGAGCAACAACGCAACGAGACCGUGCUUCCUUUCCAACUUCUCGCGAGGUUGCCAGCUCGCCGUGACGUCAUUGUCAGGGAAGGCUCCAGUGCUGUGAUCGCCUGUAAUGUUACUGGAGGUCAGGAUGCACGUGUUGUUUGGUACAACUCCAAGGGACACCUGCUGGAGGAAGCUGAAGAGGCAGGAGGAAAGUGGCUGGUUUUGGACAGGGGAGUGUUGAACAUCACUGUGGUUGCUUUUGAAGACCGAGGCCGCUACACCUGCAUUGCGCACAGCUCCUCCGGGAGCUCAAACUACACCAUCACCCUGCGUGUGAUCUCCACCCACGGUGUGAUGGGGCUGUACUACGUGAUCGUGUGCCUGGUCGCCUUCACCAUCGUGAUGGUCCUCAACGUCACCCGCCUGUGCAUGAUCAGCAGCCACCUGCGCAAGACCGAGCAGGCCAUCAACGACUUCUUCCGGACGGAGGGGGCCGAGAAGCUGCAGAAGGCCUUCGAGAUCGCCAAGCGCAUCCCCAUCAUCACCUCGGCCAAAACGCUGGAGCUGGCCAAGGUGACCCAGUACAAGACCAUGGAGUUCGCUCGGCACAUGGAAGACCUGGCUCGGAGCAUCCCCCUGCCUCCGCUCAUCCUCAACUGCAGGGCUUUCGUGGAGGAGAUCUUCGAAGCCGUGCGCGUGGACGACCCGCUGCACCCGCGGCAGGCAGGCAAAGGGGGCCGGGCCAUCGGGGGCUGUCCAGACAGGGUCUUCACCAUCGAGUCGGGACAGGACGCUGUGCCCCCUCAGCAGGGUCAGGAAAUAGCAGUGCAGGCGUCGGUCCACCCUGCAUCGCACAACCAGCGAGACAUGGACACGGCUUCCAGCAGCAGCAGCUGUCAUUCAGAGCAAGAGGAAUCGACCGCUGUCAUGUUGGACCCGAGCGAGCAGAAACAUGUGCUUUAUUAACACGCCGGACAGCACCGUGCAGCAGUCUUCUUCUCUCCCAUCUGCUUUUAUAUAUGUAAACUGCUCCGUUCUCCGCUCACUUGGCAGGCAGACCCAGUCAUUAGGUUUGCGAUGCUGUGAGCAGUGAAGGGUUGGUGUUGGGUUUAAUCUUUUUAGUCCAGUGCAUUUUAAUUUUAAGGAUGAGCAAACUGCUAACAUUUAAAAAGAUAGAUAAAAAUGAUAGGAAAAACACACAAUUAAUCAGUGAGAUGUAUAUUUCUAGUUUCAUUAUCUAUUUAUUCAUUCUUUCUGUUGGUGCUAAAGUGUGUGUAAUAUAUAUAUAUAUAUAUAUAAAUUAUAAUUUUUACUCUUCAAGAUAAUGCAAUGCAAUACCCAUUAGGUGGUGCUGUUGUACACAUUUUAUGGUGCAUUUUAGUACUACCAGCUGUUUCUACUAAUGAAACGAUCUGACAGGAAAUGAAAGGGGUAAGUAAUGGAGAUUAGUUUUAGUCAUUCUCAGAAAUGAAGAUACAACAUGUGUUUUCCAGUAAGGAAACCAUACAAACGGUGCUCAGACUUUACGUUGCUAUCCAUGUCUGUCAGCUGGCAAAGUAAGAUGUGCAUCCUUGAAUGGUGCAAUAGCAAGGGAGAGCUGUAUUUGCAGUAGUAAAUGCAUCCUCGAGGGAGAGCUGUAUUUGCAGUAGUAAAUGCAUCCUUGAGGGAGAGCUGUAUUUGCAGUAGUAAAUGCAUCCUCGAGGGAGAGCUGUAUUUGCAGUAGUGUUUAGGCUCUUAUUGAAGUCUCUUUACCUGCCUUUCUGAAGCACUUCCAGAAGGAGGCUUUCUGGAGCAAACUGGACACCUCUUUAACAAAGUGAUCUGACUGCCCUUCUGUCCUCUGGGCUCUGCGUGAUUAAAAGGCUGUCACAGCGCAGUGCGAAGCUGACAUCCUUUUUGAUUUGACCAGCUGUGAUGAAGUGUGUGUUUGCUUUUAUUUCUCCAGAUGGUGGUUUUAAUUCCUUUCGCAAUGCCUGUGAUGAGACGUUUCAGCAGUGAAAUCCCCGAACAUUACAUGAAGCAUUCAUAGCCGUGCAGUGGGAACCCCUUUAAUGUGUAAACACUGUUUUGGGCUGUUUCAGUGGACUUCGUUCCCACCCUGAUCUAAAUGGUUUAAUUGAACCUAUUUAAACCUCCAUCCAGACCCGGGAGUCGUUCAUGAUCUCGUUGUACCUGUUAAACCUGGAGUGGAAUGCCCCCCAGCACUGGGAUGGGACACCCUUAUAGGUUUUGAUGAUAGGAAUUGCAAUAGAAUUAUUUUUUUUAUCCCUUCUAAAACUUCACGAUUUCUAUAAAUACCAGGGAGGUGUUGACAUCAGUACAGAUCCUGAGCCUCUUCUAAAUUCCAGUGAAUAGCUGUAAAAGACUGCGAGUCCUUUUUAAUAAGCAAACCCUUUUACAGGGAUCACAAUAAUUGGGCAACUGUCAGCCGCGCGGAAAGAACAACAAAGGAACGAGCACAGAGCCGAUUUCCUUGUCAGAUAAAACCGCUGCCUGUAUCAGGGACUCUUCUAAUGGGUGGGUUUUUUUUAUCCUAAUGAUAAAGGUGUGUCAUUCUAUCAAUUUGUAUUAUUAUCAUUAAUAUUUCACAGCUGUUCAUUCUGGCUGAAACACUUCUGCAAACACGUAUUUGAAAAAGUACCGUGUUUGUGCUUUAGCUGCCCUGCUGAACAGAAUACACCUGCCAGGUCAGCCGUGAUGCUCCAGGAUGAAGUUGAUGGGUUAGUUAGGAGCAGACUGAAGGUUAUUAAACUUGUGUAGAGUGAACUAUAGAGCAAUUUAGUCGCGAGGUCAUUCCAUUCCAGCAGCCUUACUGCCUGUAAAAUAAUGGACUGUGUAAUGAAAUAAUACAAGAACAGGCAUGUUAAUAGGAUGUGCCAAAUACCUUCUAUAAAUGACCGUAACCAGCAUGACCCUCAAGUAGACACAUUUGUCUUUUUAAUACUUUUAAAUCCAGGGAUUUUUCAUACGUUUAUAAGCAUGGUUUUGAUGGUAUUGGUUCUGCACAUUAUUCAGUGUGUCUAGAAGAAGGAUGUAUUUGUACGUGCUGUAUUGUGUAAUAGCCUAAACCUGCAUCCUUUAACACAUGUAUAUUCAGGUAUAUUUCGUACAGUUUUCUGUAUGGCUUUUCUAUAAAUGAAUGGGUUGUGUGUGUGUGUAUCGUGUAUAGUAUUUCUGUAUGUAGUUUUAUGCAUUAACCAACAAAGACCAGACCAUGCCAGUGUGCCAUGUAGAAACGUACCAGGGCAGGUUUAUUGUUGGCUAGUUUUUGUGUUAAUAAAGUACAUGUUUAACUGUUUCUAA
Acipenser ruthenus (sterlet) is the source of this 4275-nucleotide messenger RNA. Its product is annotated as microfibril-associated glycoprotein 3-like. The transcript is spliced from 2 exons. Bases 883 to 1938 code for a protein of 351 amino acids. The record is from RefSeq and is a predicted model, not a curated record. NCBI's taxonomy places the organism in Eukaryota, Metazoa, Chordata, Actinopteri, Acipenseriformes, Acipenseridae.